AUGACAAUGGACGCUAAAAGAAGGAAGAAUCAGAAGAAGAAGUUAAAGCAGAAGGAGAAGAAAGCUGCUGCUGAUAAGGCAGCUGUUGGGGAAUCAAUUACCAAUGGGGAUGAAUUGGAUGCGGCCGUUGACCAGGCAGCUCCCUUUGUUGUAGAUAGAGUCGCUGCUGAGGAAGUCGUUCCACACAUUUUCAGAGACGGAAGGGAAGAAAUAAUAUCACAGGAUGAAGUAGAUAGAUUGGGAUCACCACAGAUUGUGCCAGAACCUAUGGGACAGGCAAUGGAACUUGCAGUGGAUUCGGAUUACGAAGAACUGUCACCAGACCAACGAUAUGACGAAGAAAUGAGUAGGGGACAAGAUUCAAGAGAUGAUAAUGAUGAUGAUUAUGAUGACGGGGAGGAAGCUAUAGAAGAGUUUGGUGAUCUGCCUAUUAGUCGUCUCCCAAGUCAAAAACACCAUAGAUCUGCAUCUGCAUCUGCAGCUGCAGCUGCUCACUUAUCAGAAGAUACAUCAGAAAAUGACGUACUUCUUGAAGGAUCCAUCGAACGUAGAGUAAGUUUGCAGAUUAAAAGACAGUCGAUGACAGGAAUGAAACCAGAUGAGGCAGCAAUAGUUUCACAACAACAAGAGGCUUUGCAACCGGUAGCAAUCAGUGGAUCAUAUCAAGGGAAUGGAAUUCGUUUCAAUUUACCAGAUAAUCAAAAUCAAGAAUCGGGAAAUGAUCAGGAAUCAAGGAUACAAAAUAGCUUUCCUUUCCCCUCAAGGAAACAUACAAUCGAUCGGUCACUUUCGCCAAAUGAACUACCACAAGACCAAGGGAAACCGGAAAUCGAAGAACAAGUCGAACACAUACAGGAUCAAGAAAAAACGGAUCAAGAAACUGGUGAAACUAAUGAACGGGGCCCUGUGAAUACAAUAGAAUCGGACAAGGAAGCGUCCGUAGAGCAAGAAAAUGUAGAAACACAGGGAAGUGAAGAUCAAGGAAUGAGGCGUUCAACUGAAGAUGAGGAGCCAGCUCAAGCGAAGCCACAUGAAAACAUUUCAGAUAUCCCGGAUUCAACAGUUCAGUCAUCACCACCUUCAUCAGUAGAAAAAAUGGAACAAGAGGCUACUUCUGAGUCUUUGAAUGAAAAUGGAGCUUCUGCACAACCAGAGAUUCCAAUAAAGGGAACUGGUGAGCCAGUAAAUAAUGACAAUCAAGUGGAUGAACUGUUUAGUGGAGUAGACACUGGGGAAUCCCAAGAACCCAUGCCUUGGGAGAACCCCGAACCCACUGAUAAUGUUUUAGAAAAUGCAUCAUCCCCUCUAGAGACAGAACAAAAUGAGGGGGUUAAACAAUCUGUUUCUCAACAGUACUCGACGGAUGAUCAAGCACAGGAAAAAAAGCUUAAUACCGAACAGUCGUCCGUAAAUGAUGUUGUGCAAGAGGUGUCUCAAGCUAAGAGUGCACUGGGUAAGCCACAACAGGUUUCAAUAGAGUCGGUACAAGAUCCAUCAAUAUCUGAGACACAUACGAAUGAGUCCGUCCCAUCUUCAAAUGUUGUUUCCUCACAAGGACCGACCCAAGUGUCCGCGGAAGUCGCGGAUCAUAUGUCAACAGCAUUGAAGGAUGAGCCACCAGAGUCCGGUAAUGAGGUAGAUGAGCUGUUUGGGGGGUCCUAUGGAACUGAGGAACAGGAGAAGAUGCCAUGGGAAACUUUUCAACCCGCUGAACCCACCGCAGAAUCUUCAGCGACGAGUCCUGAGGAGAAAGAUGAUUCCGAACUUAAUGAAGGUCAGGAAAUUCAAAAAAAAGAUGAUUCAGAAUUAACUCAAAAUCAGGAAAUGCAAACAAGGACUGCAAAAAACGCCCAUGUUCCUGAAGAAUCAAAACAAGAACAUGUUGACACACUGUUUGAUGAUCCGGGUGAUGAUAAGCGGGAGCUAAUGCCCUGGGAAACUGCUGAAGCAAAUAGUCAGGAUAAUACAAUGGGGGAUGAUGCGAAGAAAGAUAAUGAGAAGGAGUUUCAAGAUCAAAGAGCAGUGCGAAAGUCUUCGGAGGAUAAUGGCCAAGUUGAUGCACUCUUUGGUGAAUCAAGUGAGAUAGAAGAGCCAAUGCCCUGGGAAGCUGCUGAAGCGAAUCGCCUGGAAAUCACCAAAGAUGUUAGCGCUAAUGGUAGCCAGGAAAAUGAUCAACAAAAGCCUUUAGUUGAUGCAGGUCAGGUAGAUGCGCUUUUUGAUGAGUCAGAACAUGAGCCAAUGCCAUGGGAAGUUCAAGUACCAGCUCAGGCCUCUGCUCAACCUCAACCUCAACCUCAACCUCAACCUCAACCUCAACCUCAACCUCAACCUCAACCUCAACCUCAGCCUCAACCUCAACCUCAACCUCAACCUCAACCUCAACCUCAACCUCAACCUCAAGCUCAGGCUCAGGCUCAGGCUCAGGCUCAGGCUCAGGCUCAGGCUCAGGCUCAGGCUCAGGCUCAGGCUCAGGCUCAGGCUCAGGCUCCAUUUGAUAGCCAAUCAACAAAUGAACCAAAUCCCGAUAUUCAGCAGGGAAAGGUCGAACCCAAGAAAUUUUCAUUUUUGGAGAAUGAUGAUGAUUUGUUGGAUGAUGAUGAUGAUAGUUUUCUGGAAUCAGACGAGGAAAAUGCAGAUGAAAAGGAACAAGUUGUGCGAACAGUGACUUCUGAAUUAACCAAUAACCAACAAAGGCUGACUGAACAACCUCAGACUCAUACUAGCAGUGCUGCUGCUUCCUCCCUCAACUCUCCAACUUUUUCUCAUGAGGCAACCUCGAGAUACAAACCAAGUAAUAUACCUCAGGCAAAUGGUCAGAACCUGCAGCACCAUGGGUUCCAAACUGUUGUGCCCCCUCAGGCGGUAAGAGCAAAUACUGGUACCAGCAUCGUUCCCCCUCAACCCCAAGUGUCAUCUGGUUUAGGUUCUCAGCAACGUAACAUUGUGGAGGGCCAGAAGGUCAUCGAAAAGAUUAAUCAAGAAAAGAAAAAAUCAGAUGCAUUUGAUUUUCCUAUGGAUCUGGUUAGUAAGAAGGCGGAAAAGGUUCAUGCUAAACCUGUAGGAGUCCCUUCUUCUCAUUUUAGUUCUCCUCCGCCAUUUGAACUGGGUGGUCAGGCGCCACCAAGAAGCAGUAGAAAUAACUCUGUCGCAUCUUUACCAAGUAAUCCAUAUGCUGCUGUAGCCAAUGCCUCUAAGAGUAAAAUACAGUCACCAUUACCCCCUCAAGGUGUCGUUCUGCCCCAAAAUACAUUGCCAUUGGGUAACCAACUGACAGCCCCUCAAGCUGUCCCAUUGCCUGGUAGCCGAAAAUCAUCUACGAGGUCGCAGUAUGCGCCCGCUGUUAGAACGAGAGGGUUCUCUAAUGUGUCAGCUGGUGGCCCGAUAUCAGCAGGAGCAUCAGCAUCGCUUCCUCCAGGCUUUUCAGUUUCUCCCCCACAUGUUCCAGUCGGACCAGCAAGUAAGUACGCUCCAAAUUCUCCUUCUAAAGCAGCAGUCUACCCUCCAGCUUCGAGUGUCGCAGGUCCAAUGAGUGCUAAACAAGCUGGGGUUCCUCCAGUAAAUGUCGGGGCUUCAGUUAACGGACCUUAUGCACCACCAAAUAUGAGCAAGCCGUUACCUAUUCCUUCUGUAUUUCCUAAGCCCGUUGGCAAUGUUCCACCCCAGCAGGCUCAGAAUUUACCUUUACCCAAUGCUCCGCCAAUGGCGGCUCAAAAUAUACCUUUUCCUCCUUACGGCGCUAAUGUUACCACUGCUGGAACAAGUGCAGCUCCAGAAGCUUUAUCGCCUGCUGGAGCUUCUGCCAAUGUUGCUCCCCCCAUAAAUGGUAGAGGAAGACAGACAGCAAACAGAGUACAUGCAAGAUCAAAUUCAAGCGUUUAUGCUCCUAACCAAAAUGAAUAUACUUCGAAGUAUGCUCCGACUGUACACCCUCAAUAUCAGUACACAUCACCCCCUGCAGGACCUGUUGGAGUUCCAAAUCCUUUGUCUACCAUCAAUGCCUAUAUGAAGUCAACUCAACCUCAAGAAGUUAGUAGACCGCAUGAUGCGCAAAUACCUAGGCCAGUUGAUAAUGAGGCUCUUUCACAGCAUCAGUUCCCUCUAUUUAGUUGGAGUUCUUCUGAAAAAUUUCUUUACGGAAUUUCCAGUGAAAAUGGUCAGAAUGCAUAUCUCCUUGGGUCAAGUUCGUCAGUCCAAGACUUCAAACUUGUUAAUGUGGAUACAGUUUUGAACUCCAAAAACUUUUUGAAGUCUUUCCCUGGUCCUUUGGUUAAGAAUAAAACAAAAGGGAAGGAUCUACAGAAGUGGUUAGAGGAUCAUGCAGAUGAAUUCUCUGACGAUAAUAAUUUAGGUUUGACGGUAUUAUCUCUUUUAAAAUUAAAGUUGACCGAUAAUAUAAAUUUCAAGGAUAUUUCAAGGGUCUUGUACAACUCCGAUGAGUUAUUCCUCUAUUUGUCUCAACCUGUUAUGCAACCCAAGCAAUUACCAAGUGCUGGUAAGUUGGAUGCAAAUAAUCAGAUGAGGAUAUCCGCUUAUUUGCAAACUGGUGGACAACAAGAAGCUCUCCAACUUGCGUUGGAAAUGAAAGAUUUUUCUAUGGCUCUGUUAAUAGGAAGUUUGAUGGGUAAAGAAAAAUGGUCUGAGGUGGUUAAAAGCUACUUAGCCAGUGAGAUCGAAAUAGCCGCUGAUGACUCCAUGUUUUUAACCAAUUUGCUUUCUUUGGUUUUCCAAGUUUUCGUUGGGAGCUCUAAGACUGCUUUCCAGGAGUUUUAUGUCAAUGAAGCAAAAGGCAGAUGGGCCCUAGAAAAUUGGAGAAUGGUGGUAGCCGCUGUGCUUAACAAUGUUACUUCUGGUAUCGCCCCACCUACAUCCGGUAACCUUGAAGUUCCGCCAGUUGUGGUUGAAUUUUUGGUGGAAUACGGUAUUUUUCUAUACCGUAAGGAAAUGAAGCUACCUGCUUGCAUUCUAUUUAUGAUUGCGAACUUACCACUAUCUUCAACUCCAGUUCUUCCUAACGUUGACGUGAAGUUUGAGUUUGUUGGCAGUCCAUAUUCUCUAGAGGGUAUGAUAUUUUCAGAAAUUUAUGAGUUCUGUGUUGCAGAUUCCAAAGCCUUCCCCGUCUUAAUCCCACAAAAACUUCACCAUGCUGCCUGCUUACAGGAGCGUGGACUCACGACUGCAGCAUCAAAGUAUACAGAUUAUUUGAGUGGCACCUUGAGAAAUCUUCCGAGAAAAGACGCUUUCUCAAUUAAUCUAACUAACCAACUGAACAACUUGAAUGCCUCUAUUGCAGGUACUUCUACAGGCUGGUUAGGUAAGCCUAAGCUAAGCAGUGUAUGGGGUCAUUUGGAUAAGUCGUUUAAUAAGUUUAUUGGAGGCGACGAUGAUUCCUUGAUGAAGAAAUCUUCCGGUAAAAAAGUGUUUGAUGGUUUCACACCCGUAUCCUCUAGGAACAAUUCUACAAUUGAUUUGAGUCAAACUCCAUUUGUUCCUUAUCAGGGCCAUUCAAAAAAGCCUUCUUACGGUCAGUCGGACCCAAUUAUCCCUGCACAGGUUAUUGGACAUAGUCCAAUUCGUAAUCCGGUUCCCAUCGAGGAAGUCUAUGGAGGUAAAAGUCAACCUGAACCACAUGUUCGUCGCCCAUCGAAUGUGAACAACUAUCAAGGUUCUCCGAAGGUUUCUCAAUAUGCUCCCUUGCAUGCAACAUCUUCAGGGAGUGCACCUCCUCAACUGAGAAGAGUUCAUACUAUGCAACCUAUUGGGGGUGUAUUCCCCUCUUCUUCGGGUUUCUCUCCAGAAUCUUCGAAUAAUGUUCCAAAUUUCCAACAAGAAUUUCCUCCUUUCAGCGGAAAAGCUCAGGAAACUUUGGAUUCUACUCUCUCAGAUGGUGAGAAACCCUCAAUGAAGAAGUCACAGCACUAUAGUUCAACUCCAAAUCUUUUGAGAAGAUCUUCAGCUGUUUCUGAUACUUCUUCAGUUCGCAAGGGAAGUGUAAACGCAGGAAAGAGAUUGGCCGAUGUGUCAUUGUUAGGAGAGCAAUUGGAGGAAUCAUCUGAGGAGAGCGAUUUACCUCCGGAAAUUUUACCAAAGAGUUCUAGUCGUAAGAUUGCUAACGAUGGUCAUCAACUUUUGGCUGAGAGACCAUUUUUGGGAGCUCAUUCCGUGCUCCAUGGUAAUGAGAGUUCUCCUGUUUCAACGGUAGCCACAGAAAGUGCCACGGAGGAAGAUAGUGACACUGAGCGUACCGUUCUACGUAAUUAUCAAUCCUCAUGGGCGGUACCACCCCCAAGGGAUAGUCCUUCAGUAAGCUCAAACCCCCCAGCUAUGGUUGAAAAAAGUUCUGGUGAGACUUUGAGAAAGCCUGAUGGACGACAACUGCCUCCAGUCUCUGCCAAUAGCCCACCAAUUGCGUCACAAUCGGUGGAUGGAAAAACACCUGCGGCGGCUACGAAGAAUGAGGCUGGUCUUGGGAUUAGAAUGGAAGCAUCUGAACCUAAUUCCAUCUCUGGAGGUAAAGUAAACCCACCUCCUAUUAUUAGAACUAAUCCAUAUGCAACCAACAGCCCUGUAAGGAAAGCUUCGUCUAGUAGGAGGUCUUACCUUCCGAAGGGUGUCGCCCAAGAUACAUCUCCUGCACUCAAAGCCCAAAGUACCCCAGAGGUGGAUGUCAAUGGCUUGGGUAUGUUUGUGGAAGAAACUGGGGCUUCCAAACAGGUUAAAGAAGAUGAACUUGUUAACAGUUCCUCAACACCUCAUGAAGCUUUCUCCACACCCGCCUUGAAGCAAGAGAGUUCAACAACUGAUAGGCCUAAUCCAAUCAGUAGAUUUGAUCCGGCGAAGGAACCGGAGCAAGUUUCUACGGAGACUUUCGAACCUGUAAUCAAGAGAACUCCCGAAGUCAGGGCAUUUUCCCCAAUGGUUGUGCAGCCUCCUGAGACUCAAUAUGAUGAUGUAGUAGAAGAUGAGUCAGAAGAUGAGGAUGAGGAUGAAGUGAAACGUAAGCAAGAAGAAGAAAAGAAGGCCAAAGAGGAGGAGGAGGAAGAAGAACGUCGUGAGCAAGAAAGAGCUGAAAAGGCUAAAAAGGACAGAGAAAAUAAAGAGAAAUCUUCUAGCGGUUGGUUCAGCUGGUUGAAGAAAGAUCCUAAUGAGAAGAAGCCAAUCAAAGCCAAGCUGGGUAAUAAAAAGAGGAAUUUCCAUUAUGAUGAAAAAUUAAAACGUUGGGUUAACAACAAUGCAACCGAGGAAGAAAAGGAGACGUUUUCCACCCCACCACCUCCUCCUCCUGUGGUUAAACGUAUGGACAAUGGUCCAAAGACCAAGCCUCGCUCUGGAAGUCUGACUGCUCCUCCUAAACCUGUACCUGGUCCUGUGGCUCCUAAAAAUCCUAUCACUGGUGAACCGUUGGCGUCUCCUGCCCUCUCUGCUACCACCAGUCAUAGUAGCUCUGAAGUAUCAUCAGUAGCUCCUCCAUCUUCUAGUAAUUCCGGUGUCAAUUUAGCAGGGAAGAAAGCCAAUGGUCUAGAUGAUUUACUGAACUUAGCAGGAGGUACUGCUGGCUCCACAAGACGUAAGAAGAAGCCAGGUAGAGGUUAUGUCAAUGUCAUGGAAACGAAAUGA
This is a messenger RNA of Zygosaccharomyces rouxii, 7614 nucleotides long. RefSeq names its product COPII coat assembly protein SEC16 (gene SEC16). Gene Ontology annotation, biological process: Golgi organization; autophagy; COPII vesicle coat assembly. Bases 1 to 7614 code for a protein of 2537 amino acids. Lineage: Eukaryota; Fungi; Ascomycota; Saccharomycetes; Saccharomycetales; Saccharomycetaceae. Gene Ontology annotation, cellular component: ER to Golgi transport vesicle membrane; endoplasmic reticulum exit site. The record is from RefSeq and is a predicted model, not a curated record. The transcript has a single exon.